Molecule: messenger RNA, 2841 nt
Organism: Pogonomyrmex barbatus (red harvester ant)
Lineage: Eukaryota; Metazoa; Arthropoda; Insecta; Hymenoptera; Formicidae
Product: E3 ubiquitin-protein ligase COP1-like
Biological process (GO): proteasome-mediated ubiquitin-dependent protein catabolic process
Molecular function (GO): protein binding; ubiquitin protein ligase activity
Source: RefSeq, a predicted model, not a curated record
AGAUAUAUCAGAAUAUCUUUUUCUGUCUCCAUGUUGAACCUUUCUCUUCUCUUGACGAAAUUGAUCUGUGUCCCCUUAUAUACAUAUAUAUGUUCUCUUAGCACAUAUCUGUUUAACAAAGUGUGUACACUAACGUAUACAGGACUGGGACGUGUACAAGGAAAGCCCCUACACACAGUCAUUGCACUUUGUCAAAUUGUUGUUUCACUUUUGUUUCAUCAUACGAUAUAACAAUAUGUUUAAAUAUUUUAUUCACAUUUCCAGCCUGAAACAAUCGUUAUAAUGCUGCCUGAGCUUUAUCUGACAUUCAAAAGUGCUUUCCCUUUGUUAUCUUAAAAAUUCUCACAUAAAGUAUUUUUUCUGUUGUCGAAAUUUUUUGAUGAACUUUUCAAUGAUAGUUUUGCGCCUCAUGAGCUCACUGGCAUUAUUUUCAUUGUUUCAGGAGUGACUAGAGAAACGGUAUUAUACGCAUGAUAUGAAGCGCAACUUACUCUGCACAAGGAUAUCCUAGAAACACGCUGCGCUUUAUUAAUGAGAAUAUAAUACUGUCUGAUUUAUGACAUAUUCUUUUCGACGCGACGCCAGACAAAUCGAAUAGGAGAUUUUAAGCUGUUAAUCGUUGAGUUAAUUAACCAUCACUGCUUCAAGACUGACAGGAAUCGAGUAGAGUAAUAAUAGUAAUGUCGACUCCUGGCGAUGGUAAUAUGGGGAAUGAUAGCAGCGCAGGGAGCAGUGGUGGAGUAGGCGAAGGUAGCAGUAAAAUUAACAAGCAUCACCUACCUACGAAUGUGCUGCAGAGAAUGACCGGAAUGUUAGAAGAUAAGAGCAAUGAUUACAUGUGUCCAAUUUGCUUCGAUCUUAUCGAUACGGCGUACAUCACUCGUUGCGGGCAUACGUUCUGUCAUCAUUGUAUCGUAAAGUGCUUAGAGAUUAAGGAUCGUUGUCCGAAAUGCAGUUUCACGUUGUGUCACGAACAAGACAUUUUCCCUAAUUUUCUCUUGGACGAGUUAGUUUCCAAGUACAAAACGAGAACCAAGGGCCUCGCUCAGCUAGGCUCUUACGCGGACAACAGUAGGCACAGAGCGACGGGUAGUGAUUCAUCAGCGCCAGCAGUUGAUGGAUUGAGGAGCAUCGUGGCAGCAGAGAGCGCCAAUCUCACUUUGCCCGAUGUGAAUGUGAUGCUCGAGGUGCUGACUCAACGAAAGCAUCUACUCGAGGCAGAAACUUGCACAGCACAAAAUAAACUUCUGCAUGAAUUCCUUAAACAUCUGCUUCAGCAAAAGGAGGAACAGAAGAAUCAGUUGCAGAAGGAGGUAGCAUUAAUCAAGAAGGACAUGGAGGAAGUGGAGAACAUCCUGAAGGAUGUUCAGAGCAAGUGUCCGCGAGUGGAGGACGUCAAGAAGGCAAGUGAAAAUGACUCUGCGCAAGUUUCAGCUAUCAGACGAGAGAUGCUUGGCCUUAUAGAUAUAAUAGAUUCGAAUAUGGUGAAGCCUAGCGACAAAGCGACCGCCGGCACGGAUAAUUUCAUUAAUCCGAACAUCAAUCAACCCGGUGGAUCGACUUUGGCUAUACGCAGGAAACGACUGCAUGCUCAUUUUGACGAUUUCGUUCAAUGCUACUUCGAUUCUCGUGGCAAGGAAUUAUUGCUCGGUCAAAAAUCGCAGUCCCAGAGCGAAACUCAACAACAGCACGGUGGCAUGCACAGCACGAGUUCCGGUUUGGAUAUUUUUCGCGAAAAUCUCGUCAAAUUCUCGAGAUACAAUUCCCUGCGUCCAUUAGCCACUCUCAAUUAUUCGUCAGAUCUUUUCAACAAUUCCACUAUCGUAUCAAGUAUUGAGUUCGAUAAAGAUAAUGAAUUCUUUGCGAUCGCUGGUGUCACCAAGCGGAUAAAAGUAUUUGAUUAUGGCGCCGUUAUACGGGACACUGUCGAUAUUCAUUAUCCCUGUGUUGAAAUGGUGUCUAGUUCAAAAAUUUCAUGCGUGUCAUGGAACUCCUUCCAUAAGGGCAUGUUGGCAUCCUCGGAUUACGAAGGUACUGUGACGGUAUGGGAUGCAACGACCGGUCAGAGGACAAAAGCGUUCCAGGAACACGAAAAGCGGUGCUGGUCUGUUGAUUUCAACGACGUGGAUACCAGACUGAUCGCGUCCGGCUCUGACGAUGCUCGGGUAAAAUUAUGGGCGUUAAAUACCGAUUAUUCCGUGGCGUCGUUAGAAGCGAAGGCAAACGUAUGCUGCGUGAAAUUCAAUCCGCGCAGUUCAUGUCAUUUGGCAUUCGGAUCUGCGGAUCAUUGCGUACAUUAUUAUGAUCUACGUAAUAUGAAGGAAGCGUUGUGUAUAUUCAAGGGCCACCGCAAAGCUGUGUCUUAUGUUAAAUUUAUUAACAAGGAGGAAAUCGUCUCGGCCAGUACGGAUUCUCAGUUAAAGAUGUGGAAUAUAAAUAAUCCACUUUGUCUUCGAUCGUUCGUCGGGCAUGUGAAUGAGAAGAAUUUUGUCGGACUCGCUACCGAUGGCGAUUACGUUGCCUGUGGAUCCGAAAAUAACGCACUGUAUGUGUAUUACAAAGGUCUGACAAAACAAUUGUUCUCGUACAAAUUCGAUGCUGUUCGAAGCAUAUUGGAAGUACAGGAUAGAAGAGAGGAAGAUCUGAACGAGUUCGUAUCUGCGGUAUGUUGGAGGCAGAUGUCUAAUGUUGUGGUAGCCGCUAAUUCUCAAGGAAUUAUCAAAAUAUUAGAACUGGUUUAAGAGACAAUUAGAGAGAGAGAGAGAGAGAGCCAAUUGAACGAACUAACUCGAUUAUGAGUGAAAUGCGUAUUUGAUUACUAUAAAUUAAAACGGGUCUAAA